This is a messenger RNA of Cucumis sativus (cucumber), 1114 nucleotides long. RefSeq lists its product as uncharacterized. The transcript is spliced from 2 exons. Bases 56 to 757 code for a protein of 233 amino acids. The record is from RefSeq and is a predicted model, not a curated record. NCBI's taxonomy places the organism in Eukaryota, Viridiplantae, Streptophyta, Magnoliopsida, Cucurbitales, Cucurbitaceae.
AAAAAAGGGUUAGAAAAGGAAAGAGAAAGGGAAGGAAAAUCGGAGGAAAAAGAAAAUGUCUGAAAGAGAAGACUCUCCUUCUCCUUCUCCUUCUCCUUCUCAUCUUCAUCAUCUUCAUCAUCAUCUUCAUCAUCUCCCUCCUCCUUCUCCUCGUGAAUCUCUCUGUUUCUUCUUCAAAAUCCUUUUCCAUUCCCUUCAAAUCUUCUCCAGAAACAAACGCCAUUUCCUCUCCAUCUUCCUCCUCCUCUCCCUACCUCUCUCUCUCCUCCUCUUCACCCUCUCUCUCUCCUCUCACCCUCUCAAAUCCCAUAUCCUCCACCUCGAAUCCGUCCUCCGCCAUUCCCCCACCCGUUUCGAAUUCCGCCAUGUCUUCUCCGAGUCCCGUAACGACGCUUUCUCCCUCCUCCGUCUUCGUGCCGCCUUCUUCCUCCCCAUCUACGCCUUUUCCCUCUUCCUCGCUGUCUCCACCGUCUCCUCAACUCUUCUCUCCUUCCAUUCCAAACGCCCUUCUCUCAAAUCCUCUCUCUCCGGCUUCAAAACCUCCUGGACUCGUCCUCUUGUUACCACCAUUUGCAUCUACGCCAUUCUCGUAGCCUACUCUAUUGUCCCUAACACCCUCGCUUCCAUUUCCCCAUCUCCAGCUUUCAGCGGGGUUGAUGGCGGAUCGGAGAUUGAGUGGUUCGAUUCUUACGGCGAUGUUUCUUGUUGGGUCGAGUUUGAUCUCGUCGGAGAUGGAGGGGCUUAUGGAUGGGGUUGAUCAUUGGAUGAGGUCAACGGCAGCGGUGACGACGAAUGUGGCGGUGAGCGUUGGGGACAAGAUCGGGUUAAUUUCUUUGUACGGUAUGGUAAUUAUUUUCGGAUACGUGGUAACAACGGUUUUUUACUGUGAGUGUAGAAAGAGGGAUUUUGUUAGGGUGGAAAAUGAAGAGGAUCAUGAUCAUAUUGUCAUGGUUUAAUUCUUUCUCUUCUUCUUCUAUAUUGGUUUUCAUUUAUGAUUUAGUUUGAAUAGAAUUGGCUUUGGUGAUUUUUUGUUUUAUCAAUUUUGUAGUUAUUUGUUCAAUCUAUAUGAUCAUUCUCAGUUGAAAUUAUUAAUGAGUUCAUCCAAAUUUCUUGA